AUGACGGUAACGCCAGCCCUGGUGCCCUACUGGCGGUACGGUGACCGUAUGUCGCUGGCGCUGUAUGUCAACGAAGACGCCGCGUGCAGUAAUGCCACGAUCGAGCAGCAGUCACCUGCGUGGGAGGUCAAAGACAUCCUGUAUGGCGACACCGGGAUCAACUACCAGGCUGAUCUGGAGCUGGCGGCAUCGGCAAGCGUGCAAAACAAUGGCACGCUGUAUGCGCACGCAGUGUUUACGCGGAAUGGCUACGGCAAACACCCAAAGGAGGACAACUACGACGCUGACAACGUAGCAGUGGUAACAUGGCCGCUCACUUACUACGUAAGGUACCGCAAGCCAGACCACGUCAAGAAGCUUGUCGAGUUUCCACACAAGGGCAGCGGAGUGGAGCUGACAGCCGAGGAGAUUUCUGCCCGCGACCAGCAGCGCGCUUUGCGCGAGGCACGCGAAUCGGAGAUGGACGGCAAGCUGGUCAGCUACUGGUACCCGAACUUGACACUGGCGAUUGUCGACUCGGGCAUGGAGCUGUAUCCGUAUUCAAGCGAGCCCCCGGUGGUGCACAAGUGGAUCAAGCUGGCAGAUGUCCGUGGCAAGGACCCGCAGUCUCACCUGACAUAUAUGAAGCCGAUAUUCUUCGUCAACGAUUUCUGGCGCUUGCAGUCGCACAUGUCGCUGAUCAAUGAGACCACCAGUGCCCUGCCUCUGCAUGUGCAAGUCAGCAGUCUGUCGCUAUGGAAGUUCCGGGUCUUCUGCAGCAUGGACCACUCGGCCAAGCAGCAGGAGCAGGGCCUGUUUGGAGAGGAUCUGGGAUCAUCGGGCAUGGAUGAGAUGAAGCGCAUGUUGGCCGACACCAACCCGGUGCUCCUGGCCAUCACCUUCAUUGUCACGCUGCUGCACUCGCUGUUCGACUUUCUGGCAUUCAAAAACGACAAGCAGGACACGGUGGGCGUCAGCAUCCGCACCAUGCUGAUGAAUGUGGCAUUCGAGGCAGUCAUUCUGCUGUAUCUGUUUGACAACCGCGGCAACACCAGCUACAUGAUCCUGAUCAGCAACACUGUCAGUGUGGUAAUCGAGGGCUGGAAGGUCGUCCGUGCCGUCGACCUGCAGGCAGUCCCAGCGUACGAGGCGAUGACCGAGGAGGAGAGCAGCACGCGCGAGUACGACCAAAUCGCAUACAAGUAUCUAAGUUACGUGGCCUAUCCGCUGCUGCUUGUGUAUGCGAUCUACUCGCUGUUCACGCAGGAGCAAAGGUCGUGGUACUCGUUUGUGCUGUCGGUGCUGGUUGGGUAUGUGUACACGUUUGGGUUCAUGAUGAUGAUCCCGCAGCUGUACAUCAACUACCGACUAAAGUCCGUCGCGCACAUGCCGUGGCGCACCUUUGCCUACAAGGCCCUGUCGACGUUCAUUGAUGAUCUGUUUAGCUGGGUCAUGAAGAUGCCGUGGCUGCACCGCCUAGCGACGCUGCGCGACGAUGUUGUGUUUGUUGUUUACCUGUACCAGCGCUGGAUCUACCGAGUCGACCACUCGCGUGCUAAUGAAUACGGGCAGGUCGGCAAAGAAACCCAGGCGGAGAUCAAGACAGACGCCCUGGAGAGCGAUGCUGCCGAGCCCAAGAAGGACAAGUGAGCGUCAUUUCUACUCAACAUAUUGCGUUUGUUUACAUUUCCGUGCACUCUUGCCUUAAGGAAGCGCAGGAUUUCAACACGGCCCGCAGCUGUAGCUGUGGCUAUUUUUGCACCUGCCAGCUGUCUUUUUUUAGUUGCGAUAAAUGGCCUGUAGUGAAAUCCACAUGGAUUCGCCUGCUGAGCGGCUCGGGCGCCAAAGAUCAACCGGCGCGCAAUGUGGUCACGC
Molecule: messenger RNA, 1854 nt
Organism: Linderina pennispora
Lineage: Eukaryota; Fungi; Kickxellomycota; Kickxellomycetes; Kickxellales; Kickxellaceae
Product: cleft lip and palate transmembrane 1
Exons: 3
Coding region: 1-1629 (542 amino acids)
Cellular component (GO): endomembrane system; membrane
Source: RefSeq, a predicted model, not a curated record